AUCAGUUUUCCGAUUUCAGGAAGAGCAUCAGCAUCUUCAAUUCGUUGACAACCGGGACUGAAUGUAUGUGACAACAACGACUGUCAAAUUUAGGAUUUCAAAAACAUUUGUUGCUUUUUGGAUUCAUAUAGCAGACAGGUCACUCAAUCUUUAUCUCGUUUUCUGCAGGUCAGACAAAUGAAGUGAAAAACGGGAUAUGAUGUCAUCGUUUCAGGUGGUAGGCUCAUCGCCCAGCAGUGGCAUCGGAGUAAUGGAAACAUCAAACUUUGCCCAUGUCAUCUUCCAAAACGUUGGGAAGAGCUUCCUGCCCCAGGCAGCACUGGAGUGUCGCUACACACUCACAUCUUACAUCACCCCCAACCCCAAAGACUGGGUUGGCAUCUUUAAGGUGGGCUGGAGUACAGCCAGGGAUUACUAUACGUUCCUGUGGUCUCCCAUGCCAGAAAACUACCAGCCUGGGAGCACCGUGCACAUGGCUGUGGUGUUCCAAGGUUAUUAUGUCCCCAAGAGUGAUGGGGAGUUCUAUCAGUUCUGUUACGUGACACACACGGGUGACAUCAGAGGUGCCAGCACGCCGUUCCUGUUUCGCCCGGCCACGCCCACCGAGGACUGUCUCACCGUUACAGAGGACGACAGCAACUCUGAUAUAUUGGUGGUGACCACCAAGAGCAGUGUGCUUGAGCAGCGCGUAGAUGAGGCGCAACAGGAGUGUAGGGAGCUGUUGAAGAGCAUGCACCAGCUGCAGGAGGAGAAACAGCAGCUGCAGGAGGAGCACAGGAGGCUCCACAGAGAGAGGGAGCAGGAGAGGGAGACCUGCAGCCUCCUGCGGACACACAACCAGGAGCUGUUGCGCUCCUCCCAGGGCUUGUCAGAGGAGAGGGAGGAGGUGAGGCGAAGGCUUCAGGAGGCCACAGACCGGGUGAGACAGUUGGAGGAGGACCUGCUGGAAGUCACUCAGAAAGGAGUGCACAAGGAGACAGAGCUGGACUGUCUGAGAGACAGGUUGAAGAAGCUGAGAGUGGAGAAGGACAGUCUGGAUACUCAACUGAAGAACGAGAAGGACGAGAGGGACCUCUACAAGGCCCACCUGCGCAGCACAGAGCUGGAGAACACCAAGCUGAGCGCGGAGCUGCAGAUGCUGAAGGCUGUGGAGCUGAACAGGGAGGUGACCAUCGCCCAGUUCCAGGAGGAGCUGGACAGGCUGCGGGCCUGCGUCACUCAGAGAGACAGCCUGGAGAAAGAGCUGCACAACCAGGCUGUCGACAAGGCCGAGAUGUCUCGCCUGAGGGAGCAGCUCCGCCAGGCCGAGGAGCAGCUCCAGGCGUCCCGCCAGCAGGCCGCCAUGUUGGCCUCAGAGCUCCGUGAUUCGGCGAGCGUCCGCGACCGCACCAUGACCGAGCUUUAUCGUGCCAGGCUGGAGGCAGACGCCCUCCGCGCCAGUCUGGCUGACGCCCAAGCCGAGUGCCGGCGAAUGGAGACACAGCUGGACCGCAUGAGGACGCCCCCCCGGCAGGAAGUGGGUGUGGGGACCUCCAGUGAGGGGGCUGGUGUGGUCUCGGAGGCAGAGGUGGAGCUGCAGAGGGAGGUGGAGGAGCUGAAACUGAGACUCCACAUGGCCGCUGAGCACUACAAGGAGAAGUACAGGGAGUGUCAGCGACUCCGCAGGCAGGUGGCCAAGCUCAGUGAGGCCCAGGGGGAGUCCAAAAGGAAUGCUGCUACUGAGACCACGCAGGAGUCACUGACACCCAGUCCAGAGUCCCCUACAGCAGGCAAUCUGACUACAGCUGCCCUGAGAGGAGCCACUGAGAGACCCUCUGGCCCUGACCACAGUGACAAAGAUGGGGAACACACUGACACACACAACACACCCACUUCAGUGGCAGAAGAGAGGGAGCACACACACAAUGACACACAGGGCAACACAUUCUCUGGCAUGGAGACCAUGAGAGUUGGGGAGAAGGGGAGAUGGGUGGAGAGGGAAGUGGGUGGAGGAGAGGAUUACGAGACGGAGGGGAGUGUGGAUGGGGAGAGUAAAGAGGACAGGGGUGUAGAGGAGGAGUGCAUGAGCAUGAAGAUGGGGAGCUGGGUUGAGGUGGAGAAUGAGAGGAGGAGCGCCGAAGAGGCGGAGGAUGGGAGGAGUGUGGAGGAGGUGGAGGAAGAAGAGACCCGUUCAGUGGAGGAGGAGUUGGCGAGGAUGGAGGAGAAGUGGGCGGAGCAGUGCGCCAUCAACGAGACGCUUAAACAAAGACUGGCUAAUGAGGAAGAGCGAUUCAGGAUCCAGAUGGCAGAGAGGGCCAUGGAGGUGACAGAGCUGAAAGAGAGUCUGGCUGAGGCCCUCCGGGAGAAGGACCAACUCAAGGAGAAGCUGCAGCAUUGCCAGGGCAAACAGAGGGAGCAGGAGGCUAAAGGUCAAGGGUCAGAAGUCAAACUGCCUGUGUUGCUCCGCUAUCCAUUACCCUACCCCCAGGACCCCUCCCCACCCCCUCUGGUUCCCCAGAGACCCGCAGAGCUACAGUAUGGGAACCCUUACUCCACGGAGAACACACGAGACGGAGCAGACGGGGCCCUGUCUCCGGAGCAGAUGCCCCGGCCACCCCCUGAGGUUCCUGGUCCGUGUGCCCCCCCAGCCACCCUCUCAACCCCCCCGAGUGCAGGGUGGGAGCGAGAGGUGGUCUGCAUCCAGCCCUCCUCCUCACGGAGUAUGAGCCCUCCUGACGGACUGGAGCACCCCCCAGAGGAGCCACACAAAGUGGGCGAUGGGGAACAGCCGACCUGUAAUCACCCGGGCAACAGCCGACAUACCGACAACAGAGGCAGUUUCUGUUUUGACUCCAGCGGGGAGGUCCACAAGCGCUGUCCGCUGUGCGAGGUGAUCUUCCCCCCCCACUUCGAGCAGCGGAGCUUCGAGCAGCAUGUGGAGAGUCACUGGAAGGUGUGUCCCGUUUGCUCGGAGCAGUUCCCCCUGGACUGCCAGCAGCAUCUGUUCGAGAAGCACGUGGUCACGCACUUCGACGGCCACGUCCUCAACUUCGACAACAUGGAGUAGCGGGGUGGUCAGGGGAGUGUGGAGGAGGGAAAGUGGGAUUGAGAGGUGUCACAGGGAAUUGGUGUUUGCAGAACUUCUGUUUAAGUCAGGGUUAGGGAUGAUUUCAGUUUAGGUGGGGGGGGGGUGGGAUUCCGAAACUAGACGAUAAAUAAGGUGGGGAAAAUUGCACUUUUAAUGGUAUGAAUGUGUAAGACCGGGGAUGGGUCGGUUCCGGUUUUGGGGAAAAUACUAAAACAUUGCUUGCUGUGAGGCUUACGAUUUACUGUCAGAGCUGUUGGGCUUUGUUCCAUAUUAUGAUGUCAUCUUUUGGGCUUUGUUCCAUAUUAUGAUGUCAUCUUUUGGGCUUUGUUCCAUAUUACAUCAUCUUUCUGCUUUGGGGAUGAGGCGUCAUUAUCACUGCAGCAUGUGUUCAGUAUCCGUAGGUAUCAUCCGUGUCAAUCAGCCAGUCAAUAGUAGCUACUUUACAGGACUUUGCUUUCAGUUCAUGUUCCCAGUCACUCUGCUAGCCACACACAGUGAUGGGAUGGGAUGGGAGGGGGCAGAGGAUUUCACUGUCCCGUGGACACUAAAAGGUUACGGUGGGGAUUAGGGUAUGGAUAAACUGAUCCUAGAUCUGUAGUCAGGGGAAACACCGAGCAUUGGAGUAAGGAUUAAGUGAUGUUGAGGCCAUUCCAGCCUAAUGUAUUGUACUAUAUGACAGAGUCAUACUCUUGUGAGCAAACUAUGUCAGAGGUAAAAAAAAAAAAGAUUUAGCACUUAAUUUCACUGCACUAAAAAGGCUUUAUUAUUCCGAAUGUAUACUGUACAUAUGAAGGAAGUAUCACUAUUAUGGAGAAAUAUCUGAAUUUGCUGUUUGUUGUGACUUCUCAAUGUAUUCCAUCAUGUUUUAGUAAGCACAGAAUAAUGAAGGAUCAGUUAGGAUUUACUUCCUGGUCUCCAUUCACUGGAUUGGCUGAUAUUUUCCAUCAUGUUCCGCUUCAAGUUGAUUGGAGGGAAAGUAAAUGGAGAUGACAGCUACAGUAAAUGUUUGUACACAUUCACUGUGUAUCAAGUAUGUGACUGGAGAUAUCAAUGAAUUAUUUUUAGUUUGUUUCAGUUCAAGUCAGUUAUUUUCAAAGACGUGCAAUUGUCCACAAUGAGUCUUAAUUUUAUUCUGAAAAUCACCUAAUUGUCUGAGGUUUUUACUGUUCUUUCAAUGUGACCACACAGUGCUGUACAUUCGGUUUCAAAGACUCACACGUCUGUCUUGACCAUCAUGUCUUUUAUGCAACCCUUUUAUGAGAGUGAGCGUGUGUAGGUUUGUAUGUGAGCAUUCAAAAGAUCUUUACGAAUAAAGUACGCUUGUCAAAUGGA
Molecule: messenger RNA, 4399 nt
Organism: Esox lucius (northern pike)
Lineage: Eukaryota; Metazoa; Chordata; Actinopteri; Esociformes; Esocidae
Gene: tax1bp1a
Product: Tax1 (human T-cell leukemia virus type I) binding protein 1a
Exons: 17
Coding region: 197-3046 (949 amino acids)
Source: RefSeq, a predicted model, not a curated record